This is a messenger RNA of Chlamydomonas reinhardtii, 3601 nucleotides long. RefSeq lists its product as uncharacterized. The record is from RefSeq and is a predicted model, not a curated record. Gene Ontology annotation, molecular function: inositol phosphate phosphatase activity; acid phosphatase activity. NCBI's taxonomy places the organism in Eukaryota, Viridiplantae, Chlorophyta, Chlorophyceae, Chlamydomonadales, Chlamydomonadaceae. The coding region runs from base 605 to 2707 and encodes 700 amino acids. The transcript has 18 exons.
UACUAUUGACUGAUGGUCAGGGCUAACCGCGACUAAGUAUUGCUCAAUCGCGCGUCCUGCGAGCGAAGUGUAGGACCCAGUAGCCGUCUGUGGCGCCGCGGAGCUAUCAUUGACGGUUUUGUAAGGAGUGAGGCGUGAAUGAGCGAGUGUUUUGGGCGCGGAGGCUCGCGCUGGGACUAGCUCGGGCGGCUUGGUCGACUCUGGUCGACACCGCUGCGCAGGGCAAGGUGAGUACGUAAGCCCACUUUGGGUCCCUCUGUUCAUUACAUCUCAACGACAGACGUUGAGUCGGGAUGGGGGGAUGGCGGUACUGGCGGGGGCGUUUGAACCCAGGUUGAAAGGGGCGGGGGUCCGAAGGGGUAUGCGAGCAAACCCGUCGCAUGCUGCCAUGGCGCGAAAAUUCUUCGCAUAUUUGCAUAUGCCCCGCGUUCGCAGAGGUGACGUCGUGACCCAUUCUGUAAAUUAUGUAUCGCCCGUGAGCUUGCCCACUGCGACCAGCGCCUGAGCAGAACACUCGCGACUUGCACACAUUUGAGCAGCGCGCCCCUGUUCCUUUAGACGACGCGAGAUGUCUCCCGCACGCGCGCUACUAAUCGCAGUGCUUAUGGCGUUGGCUGCGAUGCUAUCGCGAGGCGCGGGCGUCUUCGACGUGCGGCGACAUCUCGGCACCAAGACGCGAUAUGCGUAUCGGCUAGCAGUGCCCGGUGCUCCCAGCAUCUACAAGCAACCGGACCCGGAGGGCUAUGAGCCCGUCCACCUCUGGCUUAUGGCCCGCCAUGGCACGCGGUGGCCCACGAGCGACCGCAUGCUGCAAAUAAACAGCCUGGAGAGCUUGUUCCAGGACUCGCGCAAUACUGCCGACCACCCCUGGCUGAGCAACUGGACGGCGCCCUUCCCGGACGUGGGCUUCCUGGGCGGAGAGCUGCACCCCAUUGGCGCGGACGAGCUGUGGGGCCUGGCCUACCGGCUGCGCAAGCGCUUCCCCUCCCUGGCCGGACUGGAGUACCUGCCCAAGCGCUUCCCCGUGGUGUCCACUCAGGUGGCGCGCACCGCCGCCAGUGCCUCGGCCUUCACCGCCGGCUUCUUCCCCGAGGUGGGGUCCGCAGCCGACCCCGCAGACGACUCGCCGUCCGUCAACCCCGCCGCGCCGUCACUGGCGGCCCGCGGCGCCGGCGCUGCCGCCGGUGGCGGGCCUGGUGUGCGGGCUGCGGAGGAGAAGGUGGUGGUGGAGGUGGAGGAGGAGCGGGUGGCGGUGAUGGACGUGGACGCGGCGGGGCGGCCGCGCCUCAGGGCUGCUGAUGCCGCCGGGGGGCUGCUGUCGGCGGCGGACGAGCUGGAUGCCAGUCUGCGCGAGGUGCCGGCUGUGAAGCGGCCGCAGGCUGUGGCCAUGUCCAUGGCGCCCAAGGCCGCCGACCCGCUGCUGCGCUUCUUCGACGUGUGCCCCGCCUACGCCCAACACGACGAGUACACCGAGAAGUGGAUGGGCGGCUGGAUGCAGGGCAACUGGUCGGCAUUGGUGCCGGCGCUGGAGAAGCGGCUGGGCCUGUCCCGGGACAUGGACCCGUGCGAGGUUGAGGCUCUGUGGCAGCUGUGUCUGCUGGAGGCCGGUCUGGAGGGCGUGGGCAACAGGGCCUGCAGCCUGUUCACGCCGCAGGAGGCGAUGCAGCUGGAGUGGGUGGACGACAUCCACCUACUGGAGACGCAGUCCUGGGGCGCCGACAUCAACUACCGCAUCGCCGCGCCGCUGCUGCGAGACGCCGCGCUGUCGCUCAAGGGCGCGGCGGCGGCGGCCAGCAGCGCACCCGGCACCGCGGCGCCGGCGGGCAGGCUGCUGUUCGCGCACUGCGAGACGCUGGUGCCGCUGGCCACUUUGAUGGGCCUGUUCAGGCCGCCCGCGCCACAGCCGCCGGACGCCUCCGCCGCCGCCAUCAACGCGGCGGUGUCGGCGGCGGCGGCACAGCGGCACCUGCUGCAGGUUGACACGCUGGAGGACCUCAGCAUGCUCGUCAACGACCUGCACCGCCUGAACGACCAGGACGCGCGCAAGGCCGCCACGGGCGGCAAGGCCAGAGCCAAGGGCCGCCUGGGCAGCGAGGACAGCCACUCCUGCUACCCGGGGCGGGCGCCCGUGGACCCGGAUGCCGUGCCGCCGCCGGAGGGCUGGUACCCCAUGUUCCCCAACGACGACUCGCGGCUGUUCAAGGGCUCGCGCCUGGCGCCCUACGCAGCCAACAUGGCGCUGGUGCUGUACCGGAGGCGGGAGGGGCGGGCGGCGGGGGCGGCGGCCAGCGGCUCGCCGCAGCACCUGGUGCGGCUGUUGUACAACGAGCAGGUCCUGCCCGUGCCCGGCUGCGGCGCGGCGGGAUCUGGAUCCGACUGCGACCUGGACGAGUUCCUGGAGCUCAUGGAGGGCAAGAUGGACGCAGACGCACUGGACCGACUGUGUGGCCCAGCUGCCACAGCCGCCAGGGCGGCGGCGGCGACGGGGGGCCUGCGUGGCGACGGCGGCGCGUCGCUCAUGUUUGACCGCAAGGGCGUGCCGUCCAAGAGUCUGCGGCACCGGCCCGGCGGCUUCGUGCGGGGCGGCGGCGGCAGCACUGGGGUUGGUGGUAGCGGGGGUGAUGGUAAAGUGGUGGUGGAGGGGGCGGCGGAGGCUGGGAGCGGGGUUGGGGGAAAAGUAGGCGGCGAUGUGGCGGCGGCCAGCUGAGGGAGAGGGGAGAGCUGGGGCGCAUAACUUGACUGUGUGUGUUGGUUCGCUUGUUUGACUGGGGGAGUAAGGGUGGGGGCGUGCCGCGUGCCGGGGGUGGGUGGGUUACAUUCAUGACAUAGCCACAUAGGUGUGCAAAGGCGCGGUGCGAGUGUGUGCGCGUCCCGUGUUAUGCUAGUGCUGUGUAGGUACGGGUAUGGUUGCUGGGACUAAUGCUCGCAUAUGGACGUAUCUUGCAACCCUUCAUGCUGACGCUAACGAAGAACACCAAUGCUUCCAAUGGCCUGCCGGUAGACUGUAUGACUUUGGCGCGGUGGAAGUUGAUCUGGGGCCUCCAAUCGAGUAUGAAGGGAAUGUACUGUGCCGAAUAGUACCGGAGAGCACUGCGAGCCUUGCGGAUCCUGGUGUACAUGUCAGCGGGAAAGGCGGCGACAGGGGUCGUUGACAAGCCGCCGUUGCCUCAGGAUCGGGGUUCAUAUUUGCAAGUGGGCAAGUAGAAUGGUGUGUGCGAGUAUGCAGAAUGCCCGAACAGUCCUUGACGUCUGACCGGUUGGAGUCGGUUGCCCUCAGAAGUUGCUCUGGGACGAAGUUACGCUCGCAUGCCGCAGGGAGACACGCAAGCCCGCUUGUAUGCGCAGUGAUAACACCUGAAUCGCAGGGUCAAGCCAGGAAGGUAGCGUCACCGAUGCGGCUGCGCACUACUCACGACCAGUCACGACGGCAUCUUUGGCGCCUGGGCAGACUUGGAGCCAGCCAAUUCAACGAUUACUAGUUGCUUUCAAUAUAUACACGUCUUAAAAUAUUCUACGUUGGCUCUCCUGGCUUUGCAGCUGGCUUGACAGCGGUUUUGUGCAACUCUUAUUACCGCCACGCAUUCUGUAAAGUUUACAUAAC